GCACAUCGUCAACGCAUUUCUGGCCUCUCUCCAUCAAAGACCCAAAACAAAGAAGGAACAUACAAAAAAAGGAGAGAAGAAGAAGGCAGCGAAAGAUCGAGAAAAUCAGGCUCUUUCCCCCGAAAUCUUGUCGAGAUGAAUGUCUUCAGGCUCGCUGGGGACAUGACCCAUCUCCUCAGCAUCAUCCUCCUCCUCAUGAAGAUCCGUACAAUGAAAUCCUGUGCAGGCAUAUCGCUCAAAACACAAGAACUAUAUGUUAUAGUAUUCAUCACUCGGUAUCUUGACUUAUUCACAAAGUACUUCUCCUUCUACAACACAGUAAUGAAGCUUGUUUUCUUGGCUACUUCAAUUACUAUUGUGUGGUAUAUGAGGUAUCAUAAGGUUGUUCGGCAGACAUAUAACAAGGAUGAAGAUACUUUUCGGCAUUUUCUUCUUGUCCUCCCAUGCCUUGUGCUGGCUCUCGUGAUACACCGUUCUUUCACUACAACUGAGGUUUUGUGGACGUUUUCGCUGUAUCUUGAAGCAGUUGCAAUCUUACCCCAAUUGGUGUUGCUACAGAGGUCAAGAAACAUUGACAACUUGACUGAAAAUUAUGUUUUCCUGCUUGGGGCUUACCGGGCACUGUAUUUAGUUAACUGGGUUUAUCGUUUCUUCGCGGAGAAGCGCCAGACCCGUUGGAUACCUUGGAUAUCAGGCAUUAUUCAGACAGCUCUAUACGCAGAUUUCUUCUAUUACUACAUAAAGAGCUGGAAAAACCGGGAGAAGUUCAGGCUUCCCGAGUAAAGAGGAACUUUUUUCAUCACGAUUACUAACAGCGAUGUGUUUUUGGCGGCAGCUGAUUGAGAUGGUCAGAUCCUUCUGAGGUCAUGUAUCUUAAUCUGUUUGAUCUAAUUACUAUAGUGAUGCUAGUAAUAUGCUAAGGUAGUUAUCUCAUAUUUACAUUUUAUGUCUUAUUACCAUAUGCAUUGUGAUUGCAAAUGCAUGUGCCGUUCAGUGUCACUCAUGUCUAAUAAGGUGGUCAUGGUGUCUGUCCGGUACAAAAAAUAGGUAUGUGUAAUUUGCAGUGAUGUAUUUCUAGGACUUGCUGAAAACUCUCGUAUCACAACUUAUGGUUAAUGCC
Messenger RNA from Magnolia sinica, 1120 nucleotides. Its product is annotated as ER lumen protein-retaining receptor-like. The record is from RefSeq and is a predicted model, not a curated record. Gene Ontology annotation, biological process: endoplasmic reticulum to Golgi vesicle-mediated transport; protein retention in ER lumen. Gene Ontology annotation, molecular function: ER lumen protein retrieval receptor activity. Bases 136 to 783 code for a protein of 215 amino acids. The transcript is spliced from 6 exons. Gene Ontology annotation, cellular component: endoplasmic reticulum; membrane; cis-Golgi network. Lineage: Eukaryota; Viridiplantae; Streptophyta; Magnoliopsida; Magnoliales; Magnoliaceae.